AAAUUGCCCAGCUGGGCUCGAGCAGUGGUGCCCAACAUCUUCUACGUAACAGAGAAGGCCUGGAACUAUUAUCCCUAUACCAUCACAGAGUACACUGUAAGUAUCUCUUCCUUUUUAUUGAUCAGCUGUGAAGAGAGCCACCGCAGUUCAGUAACGCGCAGGGUGUCCGGGCGCAUUCAAUGCAGCAACGUGGAAGGACCAGGGAAGAACGCCCCAGCUCUCUCUCUAACCAUUUUCUUCUGCUUCACUGGUUGUUUUAGCUAGACGUUACAUAUGGAGUCAGUGUUUUGGGAUAUGUGUAUAUAGAAGGCUUGGGUUGUGUUGUUUUGGAUUUGUAUGAAAUGUAUGUGACUUUGUUAGGUUGAAGCUUUCCCCUAUUGAGACAUUGCGUAUGGGUGUCCAUAGCAACAGCUUAGCGCACUGUGUGUUCACGCUUGUGCAUUUCCGUGUGUCUCUUCUGAAUUACAGCUCUCUUCAUGGUGAUGAAUGUAUGUCUGUAGUUAGGCAUGUGCUCUCCAGAGAUAAAGACGCAUCCAUACCCUCGUUUCACUCACGAGAAGCGUCAUACAUUUUUACUGCCCUGAGGAUUCAGUUGCCCUUAAGGUGUCAAAUGAUGUCCAUUUACUUGCUGCCAGAGCUUUCUUUAAAUACUUUUCUCCAGAGCUUUCUUUAAAUACUUUUCUCCAGAGCUUUCUUUAAAUACUUUUCUCCAGAGCUUUCUUUAAAUACUUUUCUCCAGAGCUUUCUUUAAAUACUUUUCUCCAGAGCUUUCUUUAAAUACUUUUCUCCAGAGCUUUCUUUAAAUACUUUUCUCCAGAGCUUUCUUUAAAUACUUUUCUCCAGAGCUUUCUUUAAAUACUUUUCUCCAGAGCUUUCUUUAAAUACUUUUCUCCAGAGCUUUCUUAAAUACUAUUUACUUGGUAUUAAAUGCCUUUAAAGCUGCAAUAUGUCACUUUUUGGGCGACCCGACCAAAUUCACAUAGAAAUGUGAGUUAUAGAUCUGUCACUAUCAUUGAAAGCAAGUCUAAGUAGCGGUGCUUGUUUUGUCACAUAAACUGAAAUUAGGCUAACUAUUGGAAGUUUAGCAACCAGGAAAUGGUGGAGUGAUUUCUGCGUAGAGUAACGUAUUUUCACAUGUCCAUAUCUUUUUGAGGUUUAGGUAUCCACUAUUUGUGUGGCGUGGGUUUGCUAUAGAUGUUGAUUCCAAAUGUUCUUGGUUGAGAGAUUUUAGUACAUGACUCUAUACAACUAUAAGCUGUUAUAGAUGCUUAUAGCAAGUCUUAUAAUGUGAUAGGAGUCAUAAUGACUGAUGCAAGCAGUAGAAAACAGAUACAAACACACCUUAUGGAACAGGGGGGACUGUGACGCAACACAAACAUAGGCACAGACACACAUGAUAACAAACGCACUAUACACACGUACACAUGGAUUUUGUGUUGCAGAUAUGUGGUAGUGGAGUAUGGGCCUGAGGGCACACACUUAGUGUGUUGUGAAUUCUCUAAUGAUUUAAUAUUGUAUAACUGCCUUCAUUUUGCUGUAGCCCAGGAAGAGCAGCCAAUGGGGAUCCAUAAUACAUACAAAUAAUGCUUUAUACACUGGUAGUUCACAGGAAGGCGUUAACGACAAACAUUCGUCUCAACCCAUUAUAAAACAUGACUGUAGCAGUGUUUUUUGUCUGAAAAGGGUUUAAGAUUGAUGCCAGUCUUGGAAACCUGCCGCUGCCACCUGUUACAUACUGUCUAAAGCCUUUGAGCUGUGGCAUUUUGAAAUUCUCCGAAAGUGAUAAAUGCCACCACCAAUGAGUCAUAUGGCUUAAUAUAGAGAGGAAGAGAGCAGCAGCGAGAAGAGGAUGGAGGGGAAACGGGGGAUGAAGGGGAGACAUGGCUCUGACAGUGACCGAGCCCGUUUCAGGCUCAAUAAAAGGCUGUGUUGUUCUUUCUUGCCCAAGUUCUCCAUUCACAUAGAGACGAAAUACGAGGACAACAAAGGCAGCAAUGACAACGCAGAGCAGGCAACAGAUGGCACACAGACAGCAGAGCUGGGGACAGAUAUGCAGGGACAGACUGGCAGAGACAGGGAGUCUCAGAUCUUCUCAGACAGUGACAAUAAAGACCAGGAAAGGGAAGUGUGUUUUGUGGAUAUCGCCUACGACGAGAUCCCUGAGAGAUACUAUAAAGAGUCUGAGGACCUGCGGUACUUCAAGUCAGAGAAGACAUCGAGGGGCAUGCUGCAGGAGGGCUGGAGGGACACCCAGGAGCCCAUCAUGUGCUCCUACAAGCUGGUCACCGUCAAGUUUGAGGUGUGGGGCCUGCAGACGCGCGUGGAGCAGUUUGUACACAAGGUGGUGCGUGACGUGCUGCUUCUAGGCCACAGGCAGGCUUUUGCCUGGGUGGAUGAGUGGAUCGACAUGACGAUGGAUGAGGUGAGAGAGUAUGAGCGCACCAUCCAGGAAGCCACCAACGAGAAGAUCGGGAUUUUCCCCCCGCCGAUCUCCAUCAGCGAGAUGCCCCUGUCCUCCUGCACCCUCUCCGGCCCCGCCAGCGCCCCCACCACCCCCCUCUGCUCUGACGCGCCCGAGUUCCUCUCCGUCCCCAAGGACAGAGCCCGCAAGAAGUCCGCACCUGAGACCCUCACCCUGCCCGACGCCGCUGCCCAGAACCAGAGUGGAGUCCCCCAGGGCUCUAUGCUGGUGCCGCUUCCAAAUCAAAAUCACUCCCCCUGGCCCUCCUCUGACUCUGACCAGGCUGAGUUAGGGGGGGAAUAGGAAGAUGUUCUUUUCCCCCAUAUGCCCUGCCACCUCACUGUCUUAGUAGCCCAGCAAGACUAGCCUCUACACCCUAGUGCCCAGUCCUCCAGGCCCAACUAACCAUAUCCCAGAGGUCAGUGCUUCUUACACAUAUCUCCAGAGGUCAAAGGUCUAACCACCAGUUUCCAAUCUCCUACAUCCUCAACAGAAGUCUGUUUUGUCAGCCUUCAAUGGAUGGCUUCCUGUCAGCUGUAAAAACCACCCAAGCUGUCCAUCAAGAGAACAUAUCCACAAGGGGUUUUGUGUGCUGUCCUCAAUUAGCGAUCCCUGUGUUCGUCAUAAAAUAUGUUAUUGCCAAAAAGCCAAAUGGAUUCUCUUUUUUUUUAAUAUAUAUAUCCGGUCAGCUGAUAAACCUUAUGUAAUGUAAAUGUAGUUGCCAUAACAACAUGAAAUUAGAGAGACAAUGAUAUUAAUAUUGUUUUGUUCACUUGAGUGAAUGAACAUCUUUCCAUAGAAUUCUCAGCCUACAAAUAUUAAAAUAUAAUUUUGACCUUGAAAUAAAUCAACUUUUAAAUGAACAAAAUGGAAGUAGAAGUAAUGUAGUAUAGUUAGUUUUUGUAACUACAUUGACUGACUAAAAAGACACCACCUUUCACCUGGACGGAGGAGAGACCAUUCAAAACUGAACCCAGAUCUGUGUGUGUUCAUGUCUCUCCACUCCACACUCCAUUUGAAACAGAUGGAAGGUCAGUACAUCCACAGAAAGAGAUCCCGUCUCAGGUCUCCAGAGCUCUGCCUCAGCCCUCUUUAGGAAGGGCAGGGAACGUAACCAUUCUCUCCCUGCUUUAAAACAAUUUUUAUACCUGCAUCUAUACUCGCCUGUCUACUUAACUAACCUUUGGAACGUUUACACAACAUUAGAUAAGCCAUGAUAAAAUACAUAUUGGGCAUCAAGUUUGACAUUGGAGAGUGAUGCAGUCAGUUUAAUCAAAUUGGUAUAGUAACAGAACAGAUAUGUCUAGGAAAAAAUGCCAUUUGGGGGAUAUGCUGUAAAUGUACAGUUGAAGUCGGAAGUUUACAUACACCUUAGCCAAAUACAUUUAAACUCAGUUUUUCACAAUUCCUGACAUUUAAUCCUGGUAAAAAUUCCCUGUUUUAGGUCAGUUAGGAUCACCACUUUAUUUUAAGAAUGUGAAAUGUUAGAAGAAUAGUAGAGUGAUUUAUUUCAGCUUUUAUUUCUUUCAUCACAUUCCCAGUGGGUCAGAAGUUUACAUACACUCAAUUAGUAUUUGGUAGAAUUACCUUUAAAUUGUUUAAAAUUGGGUCAAACAUUUCGGGUAGCCUUCCACAACCUUCCCACAAAAGGUUGGGUGAAUUCUGGCCCAUUCCUCCUGACAGAGCUGGUGUAACUGACUCAGGUUUGUAGGCCUCCUUGCUCGCACACGCUUUUUCAGUUCUGCCCACAAAUUUUCUAUAGUAUUUAGGUCAGGGCUUUGUGAUGGCCACUCCAAUACCUUGACUUUGUUGUCCUUAAGCCAUUUUGACACAACUUUGGAAGUAUGCUUGGGGUCAUUGUCCAUUUGGAAGACCCAUUUGUGACCAAGCUUUAACUUCCUGACUGAUGUCUUGAGAUGUUGCUUCAAUAUAUCCACAUAAUUUUUCUUCCUCAUGAUGCCAUCUGUUUUGUGAAGUGCACCAGUCCCUCCUGCAGCAGCCUUUCAGGUUAUGUUGAUAUGGGACUUGUUUUACUGUGGAUAUAGAUACUUUAGUACCGGUUUCCUCCAGCAUCUUCACAGGGUCCUUUGCUGUUGUUCUGGGAUUGAUUUGCACUUUUCACACCAAAGUACGUUCAUCUCUAGGAGACAGAACACGUCUCCUUCCUGAGCGGUAUGAUGGCUGCGUGUUCCCAUGGUGUUUAUACUUGUACAGAUGAACGUGGUACCUUCAGGCAGUUGGAAAUUGCUCCCAAGGAUGAACCAGACUUGUGUAGGUCUACCAUUUUUUUUUUUAGGUUUUGGCUGAUUUCUUUUGAUUUUCCCAUGAUGUCAAGCAAAGAGGCACUGAGUUUAAUGGUAGGCCUUGAAAAAUACAUCCACAGGUACACUGCCAAUUGACUCAAAUUAUGUCAAUUAGCCUAUCAGCAGCUUCUAAAGCCAUGACAUAAUUUUCUGGAAUUUUCCAAGCUGUUUCAAGGCGCAGUCAACUUAGUAUAUGUAAACUUCUGACCCACUGAAUUGUGAUACAGUGAAAUAAUCUGUCUGUAAACAAUUGUUAGAAAACUAACCUGUGUCAUGCACAAAGUGGAUGUCCUAACCGACUUGCCAUAACUAUAGUUUGUUAACAAGAAAUGUGUGGAGUGGUUGAAAAACUAGUUUUAAGGAUUCCAACCUAAGUGUAUGUAAACUUCCAACUUCAACUGUAAGUUAACAUUGAGCACAGUGGAGUUGAUAAGGAAUUCCAUGCUUGCGCAGGGCACUUGCUUCAACCUGGCCUUAUUUUAUGUACUUGAUUAUCUUUGUGUUGUGUGCAUUGUGUUCUUAGGAAUGCCGAUAAUGUUGCUUGCCAAUGUUGGUACUGUACCAGUUUUGGUGGGCUCAAAGUUAUUUUGAAGCAACGACGUUAGCGGCGGCCAUCUUUUUUUCCUGCACUAGCCUCUCCACAGUGAGUCAUCAGGAACUUUUGGGGGGAGGAAGAAACAUUGAGGACAGAAGGUUUGUCUUUGUAAUGUCCUAGCUACUGUUUUAUACAAUCACAUAGAUGCAUAAAGGGGUCUCAUAUGCCGCAUGAAGUGUUCACAAACAUGUAUACAUAUGUGAAGUAUCUGUGUAUAUAAAUUGCAGGAUGUAUUGUUGAUGCGAAAUUGUGGAGAAAGCAAAUGUGACGUUGUCCUAGGCUCUGUAGUGUAAUCGUUGUAUAGUAAAGCAGAGUUUUAGCAGAGACAAACUGAGCAUGUUCUGAGAAGACAACUCUCUACUCAGUGCCUCUGCAUGCAAAAGUCUAUAUUGUCUCGUCUGUAUACAAAAUCCAAAACAUUAAAAUAAAGAAAAAACAUCCCAUUUUAUUGUGGUGUUAAAGGGCAAUUCCACCACUUUUCUACCUCAUUUUCGUUAUCUCCAGCACAAUACCAGUGUCUACACAUGUGAAAAUGGUGCAUUUCUACGUUUUGUAGAAAAAUGUAUAAGAUGACAUCAACCAUUUUAAAAACGGUGACAUUCGCGGUGACGCGGAGCAAGAAAAUAUCUUCCCUCUGGCUAGAAACUAGUUGCAGGUUUUGAAAAUCAGUUUUUCUUACUUUUAAUCCUACCCUGUGAUGUCACCGAGAAGCAUUUUCUUAGGACUUUUUAUUUUUGCAACCACAGAUCAUAGAAACAUGUAGACACCGAUAUGGUGCUGGAGAUAAUGAAUAUGAGUUUGAAAAAUGGUGGAUUUGCCCUUUUUAAGCCUGAUAUUCAAUUUAUUGCAAUUUCAAAACAUUGAUUUGAAAUACAGCUUCAUGUUAGUUAUUUUCAUCAAAAUGUACAAGAUAUUGAGAGAAAUAGCUGAAGUUUGUAGUACCUGUUGACCAUUGUUUUGUCCUAAAGGCGUCACAUUGCAUUACAUAUGUGGGCAUUUGCAUUUUGUGAUGAGAGAACGAAAUUAGCCGUUAACAAAUGUACUGACUGUUAUAUCUCUGUUUUAGGGUUUAGUUGGACCAAAGUUAUACAUUUCUACUUGUUUGUCAAAUAUAGACCAUUCUACAGUGUCUAAGCCCAAAAUGUCUCCUCUUUACACAAGAUGCUCACUAUCAUUCUAAACUGUACUUGUCUUUGCUGUUAAAUUUCCUGUGGGAUACAUGUGUUAAAUGAUAUUGACGAUCAGGAAUAAAAAAGAUCCAGGGACAUGUUUGAGUGCCAGUAAACUAAAGCCUAUAUCAAAACGAAUGCAAAAUGACAAGUAUAUUAUUUUUCAGAGUGAAGGACUAGGUUUUGUAAAUAGUGAACUAUUUCAUUUUCAGUUGCAUGCUCCACAUAAGUUCACGGAGACUUUGAGUGAGCAUGAAACGUAUGUGGAGCAUGGAACAGAAAAUGAAAGCGUGUACUAUUUAUAAAACCUUGUCCUUCACUCAGAAAAGUAACCAACUCUUGAUAUUACACUUGUCAUUUUGCAUUUGUUUUGAGAGCACAAAAGUUUGGUUUGAAUCUAGAACAUUUUAAGGUGCAAUGUCCCAUUGUUAGUAUUCUUUAUCGAGCUGUUGAAAAAUCCACAGGAGAAAAGACCAUUAACUACAUGCUGUACAUUACAACCCUAUGAGCAAAAUACAUUUAAAUGUCCUUUUUGGUUGAAAGUACUUUGAAAAUACGUAUUUUUCAACAUAUUGUAUUCAUUGUGAAAAUAUUUACUUUGAAUUUGCGUCAUCAACGUUCUGGUUGCUUUUUCCUACAGCUCUUUGACAUAAUGACACAUUAUCUAUAAAAACAAUAUUUGAAUCAAUAUAUUUCUCUUUUUAUCGGGGUGACUGUGUUUACUUUUUGAAUUUAUACAAUGCUUCUUGACUCGGAGGUUGGUUUUCUGUUAGAACUCUCACAACUGCUGUAGUUUGAUUUUGUGGCUUGCUGUAUUUCAAAUGGCAUCUGUUCAUUCUAAGAAAAGCACCAAGCUUUUGUUGUGUCCCUCCUGAUGCGGCUUGCCAGGCUGUCGCGCUGUCUCCCUAGCUCUGGUCCAGGUUGUCACUGCUGCUUCCUGACACUGAGCCUCCUGAGCAGGACGAGCGUUAGCAAUCCACACUAACACCCUGGACCAGAGCUACUCUCUCCCUAUCUGAAGUGCCAUCCUUGUUCGGCUACUGGAAGUCGCUCUGGGUUCUUCCACUGAUUUAUAUUUGUUAUAUUUUUACUGCCCUCCUUGAAGUAUAUUUGGUUCUCCGUUGUAAUUAUUGUUUCACUUUUUUCUUAAUUCUUGUAGUAAAUAAAGUUUACUUGCUACUACA
Salvelinus fontinalis (brook trout) is the source of this 7712-nucleotide messenger RNA. RefSeq names its product cytoplasmic phosphatidylinositol transfer protein 1-like. The record is from RefSeq and is a predicted model, not a curated record. Bases 1850 to 2764 code for a protein of 304 amino acids. Gene Ontology annotation, molecular function: phosphatidylinositol transfer activity; phosphatidylinositol binding. Lineage: Eukaryota; Metazoa; Chordata; Actinopteri; Salmoniformes; Salmonidae. The transcript has 8 exons. Gene Ontology annotation, cellular component: cytoplasm. Gene Ontology annotation, biological process: phospholipid transport.